GCCACUACCACGUCCCUCAGUGGGAAGGGUACUUUCGUAAAACCAAAAAAACCACUUUCCGGUUUCCGCAAAAACCCGUCACCGCCGCUGCAUCCUCCCUUCAUUCUUUUCUCUCUUUCAACGCAUAUACAUACACUUAUAUACGUUAUCAAUAUAUUUUAUUUUUAAUAAGUCCAGUUUUUGUCUGUGCAUCGAGUUUAACAGGCAAUGCUCGUGUCUCUCUCUCUUUAUAUGUUUAGAUUCUUUAUCUGGAACUUGGAAGCUCUUUUGUUAGCUAUAUCUAAUCGGUGAUCUCGAAGCUUAUUCAAUCCCUCUUUCUUUUUUCGUGAGUUUUUAUCUUCAUGUUGAUUCGGUUUAUAUUGGUUUAUAUGAUGAUGAAACGUUUCUUAUAAUUCUUUUGCAUGUAUUGAUCUAAAAAAAUCUAGCUUUCUUCUCUUCUGAUCUCUGUUUUCUUUUUGUUCUUUCCCUUUUUUACCCGGGAAAAAGUUACGGUUUCAUGUUUAGGAUUGGCGUUACUAUUAUCUGGUGGCCUAUCAUGAUUGGUUGAUUGUUUUGUGUGUUAUACUGGAUUUGAGAAAAUGGGUAUCACGGCAUUGGCACUUGUGGCAUCUAACUAAUAUCACUAAAAAGUUUGAUUCUUUUGAGGAAUUGUUUUUUGACUGGAAAGUGUUCCUUUUUGUUCCUGGAUGGUGACAACAAAGGUAGCUUUGCUUUCCUUAUUGGCAUAUUUCAUGUGAAUUUAGAUUUGCAUAUUUGUGUUGUAGGAAUGGCUUCAAAGUCGGAUGUGAAUAUAAUAGAGACAUCCUCAAAGGUUCAUUUCUCAGGAUUUCAUCAAAUGGAUGGUUUAGCUUCAAAUAGACCAGAGCAAAUGGCUGAGGAAGAAGAACAUGGUCAACCUUUUGUGAUCGGAGUUGCUGGAGGUGCAGCAUCCGGGAAAACAACUGUCUGUGAUAUGAUUAUGCAGCAACUGCAUGAUCAGAGAGCUGUUGUUGUAAAUCAGGAUUCUUUCUACCAUAAUGUAAAUGAAGUGGAGCUUGUAAGAGUUCAUGAUUACAAUUUUGACCAUCCUGACGCUUUCGAUACUGAGCAAUUAUUGUCUUCCAUGGAGAAGUUAAGAAAAGGACAAGCAGUAGAUAUUCCUAAUUAUGACUUCAAAAGUUACAAGAACAAUGUUUUUCCACCUAGAAGGGUGAAUCCUUCUGACGUUAUAAUUCUGGAAGGUAUACUCAUUUUCCAUGACCCUCGGGUGCGAGAUUUGAUGAACAUGAAGAUAUUUGUAGACGCAGAUGCCGAUGUGCGUCUAGCGAGAAGGAUAAAACGCGAUACUGUUGAGAAGGGCAGAGAUAUUGCCACUGUUCUUGACCAGUACUCAAAGUUUGUGAAGCCAGCAUUUGAGGAUUUCAUACUCCCAACAAAGAAAUACGCAGAUAUAAUAAUUCCCCGAGGUGGUGAUAACCAUGUUGCUAUUGAUUUGAUUGUGCAACACAUCCAUACGAAGCUCGGUCAACAUGAUCUCUGUAAAAUUUAUCCAAAUCUUUAUGUUAUUCAAUCAACUUUUCAGAUACGUGGUAUGCACACUCUAAUCCGCGACUCUAAAACAACAAAGCAUGACUUUAUCUUCUACUCCGAUCGAUUGAUACGUUUGGUCGUUGAACAUGGCCUCGGACACCUUCCCUUUACAGAAAAGCAAGUGGUUACUCCAACAGGAUCUGUGUAUUCGGGUGUGGACUUCUGUAAGAAACUGUGUGGUGUCUCAGUUAUCAGAAGCGGUGAGAGUAUGGAGAACGCUCUUAGAGCAUGCUGCAAAGGCAUCAAAAUUGGGAAGAUUCUGAUUCAUAGAGAAGGCGACAAUGGUCAACAGCUACCCUCAGACAUUUCAGAAAGGCAUGUGCUUUUACUGGAUCCAAUCCUCGGGACAGGAAACUCGGCGGUGCAAGCGAUAAGACUGCUCAUAAGUAAAGGCGUGCCUGAAUCCAACAUCAUAUUUCUCAAUUUGAUAUCUGCACCUGAAGGAGUAAAUGUGGUGUGCAAAAAGUUCCCAAGGAUAAAGAUUGUGACUUCAGAGAUAGAACUCGGUUUAAACGACGAGUUCCGAGUUGUUCCUGGUAUGGGCGAGUUUGGAGACCGCUAUUUUGGAACCGAUGAUGAGUGAGAGAGUGCGAGCUUGCCUUGCCUCCCUCGAAAAUUUUGAUUUCUUUUGUUUCAACUGUUAUACGUAGUACUUUUAUGAUCGGAUUCACACAUAUGUAUACGGUAAUAUCAAAACAAACUGAGUGUGAACGUAUUCACAGUUUUUGGGUCAUCGUCCACGUGUCUCUCUAUAAUUGGGUGACUGUUGAAGUCAUACAAAAUGUAAAACUUUAAAGAGUCUUUUGGUGUGCAAUGAAGUGACGUGAGCGUAUAAAAGUUACCGAC
Molecule: messenger RNA, 2415 nt
Organism: Arabidopsis thaliana (thale cress)
Lineage: Eukaryota; Viridiplantae; Streptophyta; Magnoliopsida; Brassicales; Brassicaceae
Gene: UKL3
Product: uridine kinase-like 3
Exons: 14
Coding region: 767-2152 (461 amino acids)
Biological process (GO): UMP salvage; CMP biosynthetic process; regulation of starch biosynthetic process
Cellular component (GO): chloroplast
Molecular function (GO): kinase activity; uracil phosphoribosyltransferase activity; cytidine kinase activity
Source: RefSeq, marked reviewed